This is a messenger RNA of Emiliania huxleyi CCMP1516, 684 nucleotides long. RefSeq lists its product as hypothetical. Lineage: Eukaryota; Haptophyta; Isochrysidales; Noelaerhabdaceae. The coding region runs from base 1 to 684 and encodes 227 amino acids. The transcript has a single exon. The record is from RefSeq and is a predicted model, not a curated record.
AUGGGCUUCCUCCUUCCUCACGUCAGGGGAACGUGGGACCCGCUGCUUCAGCGAAGCGCCGCUCCCCGCGCUGCGUCUCGGCCGUCAUCUCUGUCCCCCGGAAAGCUGUUGCCGCCGCUAUCCGCGGCUGGAAGCGAGGCAGCGGGGCGGGUGGUUCCCGUGCAGUCCCCGCGGCCGGAGGUGGCGUCAGGCGGGCCGAGGGCGAGCGACCGGCCGCUCAAGCAGACGCCGGCCGAGCGGAGCAGGGGGGGCGGGCUUGAGGAGAUGCACACCGAGGAGGAGCUCCACACGGGCGGCACCCGAGCGACGGCGGGCGGCGAGAGCUCGGUGGCUCCGACCCCGGCGCCGACGGGAUCGUCGGCCGCGACGCCGCGCAGCCUCGAGGCGGAGAGCCUCGCCCUUGCCUGGCGGCUGCAGCAGCUCGAGCAGGAGGCGCUCCACGAGGCAAUCACCGCAAACUCGCCGAUGCCAGUGCCGGGCGGCGGCGGCGGCUUCGGAGCCAACGCGGACGGCCCUGAGCGGAUGGAGACGGAAGGCGACGAGGACGCCUCGCUGCGGCUCGCAAUCCGGCUGCAGCAAGAGGAGCUGCAGUGGCACCAGAUGGCGUCCCGCCGCACCUUGGAGCAGGCGGGAGUCGUGCUGCACGGGCCCUCGGCGGCGAGCGAGGAAGGGCCGGCGGACUGA